Molecule: messenger RNA, 2334 nt
Organism: Talaromyces atroroseus
Lineage: Eukaryota; Fungi; Ascomycota; Eurotiomycetes; Eurotiales; Trichocomaceae
Exons: 3
Coding region: 1-2334 (777 amino acids)
Molecular function (GO): carboxypeptidase activity
Source: RefSeq, a predicted model, not a curated record
AUGAAGGAAGAAGCAGUCCUCGACAUGCCUGCCUCGGAGACAACUCCGCUUCUUGUCGUCCAGACUGCUCCCCGGCGUCAGCGCUACCCUCACCAUGUUCUACGCCGCACCUGCACUGUGAUUCUUGGUGUUGUGCUUGCUGUUGCAUUGACUUUGUUUGUUUUGCCGAUUCGACUUGUGUCGCGCAACGACGGCUCUCUUUCGGUCAACGUUCCAUGGUCCAAGUCGGACUCCGAGUCAUGGCCCCACGGAGACGGUCUCACUUAUAAAGAGCUGCAAGCAAUUCUACAAGAGACGCCCAUAGCAGGAAAGAUCGAAGAGUGGAGCAAAUAUUACACUGCAGGACCGCAUUUAGCAGGAGCCAACUUCUCUCAGGUGCUUUGGACACAAGAGAAAUGGAAGGAAUUCGGUGUCGAUGACACCACCAUUGCGACCUACGAUGUUUACAUCAACUAUCCGCUAGACCACCGUCUCGCCCUGCUGAAAAAGAAGGGUGCUGACGACUAUGAUAUUGCCUUUGAGGCAACCUUGGAAGAGGAUGUCUUGGAAGAAGAUAGCACAAGCGGCUUGCCAGACCGUGUCCCUACUUUCCAUGGUUACUCGGCUACCGGAAACGUCACUGCUCCGUUUGUUUAUGCCAAUUUUGGCACAUACGAAGACUAUCAGGAUCUGAUUGAUGCGGGCAUCUCCGUUGAGGGCAAGAUUGUCAUUGUCAAGUAUGGAGGUCUCUUCCGUGGCCUGAAGGUGAAACGUGCGCAAGACUUGGGCGCCGUAGGAGUAAUCAUCUACUCGGACCCUCAGGAGGACGGCGAUGUUACGGAGUUGAACGGGUACGAAGCAUACCCUGCUGGACCCGCUCGGAAUCCAAGUGCGGUUCAAAGAGGCAGUGUUCAAUUUCUCAGUGUUGCACCAGGUGACCCAACCACUCCUGGCUACGCAUCGAAGCCUGGCGUUGAUCGACAAUCUCCGGAGCAUUCUAUUCCAACGAUCCCCUCUCUACCGAUAUCGUACACUGAGGCGCUACCACUUCUUAAAGCUCUCAAUGGACAUGGUCCAAAGGCUUCUGAAUUCAAUAAGUACUGGCAAGGAGGGGGUCUCGCUCACAAGGGUGUUGAAUACAACAUUGGUCCGACACCCGAUGAUAUAGUGAUCAACCUCUAUAAUCAGCAAGAUUAUGUUACAACACCUCUCUGGAACGUGAUCGGGGUCAUCAAGGGCACUAUUCCAGAUGAGGUAGUUAUCCUAGGUAACCACCGCGACGCUUGGGUUGCAGGUGGCGCCGGUGAUCCUAACAGUGGCUCGGCGGCUCUCAACGAGGUGGUGAGAAGUUUUGGAGAGGCUCUUAAGACCGGAUGGAAGCCCCUCCGAACCAUUGUUUUUGCUAGCUGGGAUGGUGAAGAGUAUGGGUUGGUCGGAUCUACUGAAUGGGUCGAGGAGAACCUGCCGUGGCUCACUGUCGCAAAUGCCGUAUACAUCAAUGUCGACGCAGCAGCAACCGGUCCGUCAUUGAGCGUGAGCGCUAGUCCCCUUCUCAAUAAGGCGUUCUACGAAAUUACGAGCAUAGUCCAAUCGCCAAACCAGACAAUCAAGGGCCAGACGGUCCGAGACACAUGGGAUGGGCGCAUUUCCUCACUUGGUAGCGGAAGCGACUAUACAGCUUUCCAAGAGUUUGCCGGAGUUCCCAGUGUAUCCUUUGGAUUCAGCGGAGGCAAAUCCGAUCCGGUAUAUCACUAUCAUUCGAACUACGACAGCUUCGACUGGAUGAGGCGCUUUGGUGACCCUGGCUGGCACUACCACGUCACCACCGCCAAGCUAUUCUCCUUACUGGGAGCUUACUUUUCAGAAAAGCCGAUUUUGGGUUUUAACGCUACAGACUAUGCGACACAUCUUCAGCAGUAUGUUGAUCACAUCAGACCACACGCAGACAAGCUUCCCGAACAGACUCAUUUCAGUUUCGGUCCACUGGAGAGAUCCAUCUCUCAUCUCCACGCUGCGGCGGUUGAUUUCGAUGCCUAUGCUGCGGACCUUGGAUCCCAACUGAGCGAGGACGUACCUUGGUACCACUGGUGGAAAAAGCUGCAGCUAUUCUAUAAGAUUCGCGGUGUCAACACUAAAUACAAAAAUUUUGAACGGAAAUACUUGUAUGAAGAUGGCCUGGAUGGACGGAGCUGGUUCAAGCACGUUGUCUUUGCUCCUGGUCUCUGGACGGGUUACGCUGGAGCGACCUACCCAGGAUUGGUAGAGAGUUUGGAUGCGGGCAAUGUCACGAACGCCGUGAGAUGGAGCGAAAUCAUUCAAGAGCGAAUUCACGAGGCGACCAAGUUGCUUGAAUAA